Leptinotarsa decemlineata (Colorado potato beetle) is the source of this 457-nucleotide messenger RNA. Its product is annotated as deleted in lung and esophageal cancer protein 1. Gene Ontology annotation, biological process: negative regulation of cell population proliferation. Gene Ontology annotation, cellular component: cytoplasm; cilium. Gene Ontology annotation, molecular function: tubulin binding. The record is from RefSeq and is a predicted model, not a curated record. Lineage: Eukaryota; Metazoa; Arthropoda; Insecta; Coleoptera; Chrysomelidae.
AUUGUCAAUUUAUGUCAACAUUUGGCAUUCAUUCAAAAUAGCCUAACUUCAUUGACAGUGAAAUAAUUUGUAAGUUAAUAUCGUAAUAAUGGAUCCCCUACCUCUAAUCCCGGAAGACGAUUCAAACCAUGGAGUUACCUCUACAUUAAGAAGAGUCUUUCAAAAUACUCUGGAUGGACGAUUCUAUCCACAAGACAUUGCAAGAAAUAUUUUGCGAAGUGAUGUGGAUGAAGAGUUAAAAUUGAAAAAGAAUGCCAAACGAGUGUUACAAGUUUAUGCAAAUGCCCAAGGAACAUUGCAGAUGAUUCAGAACGCAGAAUACGAUAUAAUGGCACAGAAGGGUUUGUACCUGAUGAAGAAAGAUGAAAUAUUGAGAAAUUUUCAACUCAAAGAAAACCCUUUUCGAGAUCUUUUUCAAAGCUCCAUAUUUUUCAUUUUCCAAAUUCAUGAAAAAUAG